Molecule: messenger RNA, 2971 nt
Organism: Malania oleifera
Lineage: Eukaryota; Viridiplantae; Streptophyta; Magnoliopsida; Santalales; Ximeniaceae
Product: ubiquitin carboxyl-terminal hydrolase 21-like
Exons: 8
Coding region: 304-2382 (692 amino acids)
Biological process (GO): protein deubiquitination
Cellular component (GO): cytosol; nucleus
Molecular function (GO): cysteine-type deubiquitinase activity; cysteine-type endopeptidase activity
Source: RefSeq, a predicted model, not a curated record
CGUCAACAGGGACUCAGUACAGUAAAGAACUAAAGCGUGCUGUCCGUCUCUCUCAAAUUUCCGGUCUGCGAGUCUGGAAUAACCCAAACGCAGAGUGGCGGCAACAUUUUCCCUCUCUUUUUAAAAAAUUCACAAGACCGCAAAAAGCGCCCCCCAUCCCUCUUCUUCCACCUCCCGAAAUAAGCACAAACCCUAAUUUUCAAAUCCUCCCUCCUUCCCUCCACACGUUAGAUCCCAUCCGCUCAUAAGCCCCUCAUUUCAUUUCUGCAAACCCAGCUCACAAUUCCAUCCUUAGAACCUUCAAUGGAGGAAAUCUACCUCUCCAAGACUACGGAGCCUGUCCUUUCUCACCAACGUCCUAAUGGGCCUUCCCCACCUUCGUCCCUGUCGUCACCACCUGAGCAAGCUGUCGAGUCUUCACCGUCUUCAGCCAUAGAACCACUUCCUGCGCAAAUCCUUGAUGGGUCUUCACCUGCACCGCCACUACAAACCGCCGAGGAUUGUCCUCUUUCUCCAACUUCGCCUCCGCAUGGAGAAACGAUAAAUGAUUUCUCCAAUUCAUCUUUCAAUGCUCUUUCUGAAACCCUAGAAGACGACCCAUCGCCUUCUCCUCAUUCUCCAGGAAGAAACCCUUCAGGCAGUGAAGCCAAGCCCUCCAUUUCACCUUGUAUUGCUUAUGAAACCAAGCCCUCUUUGGUGGGCGCAGGGCUUGCAAAUUUAGGUAACACAUGCUUUCUGAAUGCAGUCUUGCAAUGCUUCACACACACAGUGCCGCUGGUGCAGGGCCUUCGUUCUUGCAAUCACGAUUUCCCGUGCGAUCGUAGUCAUCAAGAGUUCUGUGUUCUCUGUGUCCUACGCGAGCACAUUGAACUUUCACUGGCUUCUUCAGGAGGGAUUAUUUCGCCUCUAAGAUUCUUUGACAAUUUAAGCUAUUUUUCAUCCUUUUUCCAGAGAUAUCAGCAGGAAGAUGCUCAUGAAUUUCUGCAAUGUUUAUUAGAUAAACUGGAUUGCUGUAUUUUGGAUUCUAAGAAACAAGUUAAAUUUGUAUCUUCACUAGAUGGUAAUCUGGUGAACGAGGUUUUUGGCGGUCGGCUCAUUAGCAAGCUUCGAUGCUGCAAUUGUAAUCACUGUUCUGACAGUUAUGAGUCAAUAAUUGACCUGAGUUUGGAGAUCAAAGAUAUGGAAACUCUUCCACAUGCUUUAGAAUCUUUCACCAAGGUGGAAAAGAUAGGAGAUCCAGAGAUGAAAUUUACAUGUGAGAACUGCAAGGAAGAGGUCUCGGUGGAAAAACAGUUUUUGCUGGACCAAGCCCCUUCUGUAGCUACAUUCCAUUUAAAGAGAUUCAAGAGUGAUGGUUUCUAUGUAGAUAAGAUUGACAAGCAUGUGGCAUACCCAUUGGAGUUGGAUUUGCAGCCCUACAUUAGUGGCAGUCAAACUAAUAAUGUGGAAUUGAAGUAUGAAUUGUAUGCAGUUGUGGUGCAUGUUGGAUUGUCAUCCAAUUCUGGGCAUUAUUUUUGUUUUAUUCGAUCCUCCCCAGACACAUGGCAUAGAUUGGAUGACUCAAAGGUCACUGGGGUCCGAGAAGAUUUUGUGCUUUCUCAGGAGGCCUACAUUUUGUUCUAUGCAAGGCAGGGUACACACUGGUUUUCAAGUCUAAUGGAAACCCAAAAGUCAUGCAUGGAAUCAAACUUUUUGGGCACUUCACCCAAGUCAGUUCUAGAUAAUGUGGACAACAUCUCUUCUUUCUCUCCUAGUGUAGCUAACAUUCAGAGUCCUAUGGUCAAUGAUAGAGAUCCUACGGAGGGAAGAUUUUCUUCUGAAACAAAUCCUGGGAUUGAGGCUAAUGGUGUUGAACCUGAUACUUGUGUGAUUCAUGCUCAAACACAGCUUGAGCCAAGUGCUUGCUGUGAUAGAACUACAUCAUACAAUGUGGAGAAAAGGAGUUAUCCAUCACCUACUGGAGAAAAAAUUUACAAUCAGAUGCAUGAUGAAUUUAGACACCAUGUCAAUAUCCAUCCUCAGACACCGCCCAGAUCUCCAAGCCCAGAUAUAUAUUUUGAAGAGCCUCGAGAAGAGGCUCAUUUGAUUCCACGUGAUCAUCUGAACUUGGACGACCAGGUCUCUUGUAAAAGAACAUUAAACCAUGCUUUGGAGGAUUCAAAGAAAAAGGAGGCUGCUAAAUACAUGAAGAAGACCAUGCCCACAGCAAGGAGCAUGCAGUUAAUGGCUGCGAUGAUGGGUUCUCGGAGUGAGAAUUCACUGAAAAAGAGGAGCAAACGAAGAAUGGCAUCACCUCCAAAUGGAGAACCCAGCUCUAGUACUCGCCGUAAAUCCUGUCCAAACUCUAUGAUGAAUCCUGUGGUUGCUGGAAUUUUUCCCUGAGCACAUUUGAUACUCCAGUGAAUAUGCCUGGACUGUUUAUAUUGACCAACAUAGAUGUCAUUCAUUAGAUACCAAAAUAGGGAAAAAAAAAAUGGUUCCUUUGAGCUGCAUUUUGGUUGCUACCUCUGGUGCUAAGAAAUGAAGGCGUUUAGUUUUUUUAGAUACUAGGCUGUAUCUUAGUAUGUAAAGUUCAGCUAAGGUUUCAUCUUAGCUUCUCAGGGUUUUAAACUGAAAGUAUUUCAGUCUUCGAAAGGAGGCAUAUUCAACUCCUGUUUGAAAGGCAGGCAUGAGAUGGGUUUUGCUGAAGAUAAAAAGCCUGAAAAAAAUAGAGGAAAUUAAGGUGCUUAAAAUAUGAUUAGACCAUUUUGAUUUCCAUGUCUUUGAGGCCUAAGAGCAUGUUAAAAAUAAAGUGUUGCAAAUUGCUGUUUCCAUUUGUCAUUGUGUAUGCCUCAAUUAGAUUCUACUUAUCAUGCACAUUGGUAAAUGCUCUCGUGUAAGGAAAGCUGCAAAAUGUGGGUUUUAUUUCAUUGUCUAAUAUACUAGUUUUCAUGAAUGAUGGAGAAUAUUGUAGGAAGGGAUGGAUGUGAAA